AUGGCGCAUCUUCAUGGUCCUCCUUUAGCUCAGCCGCCUGUACUGGCCGCAGUUGCUGAAUGCAGAGCACGUGGAUGGGACUCCAAGAGUACAGCCAGCCGGCAGUGCCAGCGAGAGCAGCACCACCACCAGCAUUGGCAUUCUCACCGGGCCAAGUGGACAGGCGCUUUGCUGAGCACAAGUCUGGCAUUGCUGCGCUCGAGACGGAGGUGCCUCCAAGACAGGUCCAGACAACGCCAGCCUGUUCGCACAAGCGUGGCUGCUGCGCAGUAUGGAGAUGAGUACGUCGGUGACGCAGUGGAUUUAGAACUAGCUGAUUCUUUGCGGCAGAGAACAUUGGAGUCUCUGGACUUAGAUUUCGUGCUUGAGAAGCUGCAGGCGCUAUGUUAUACGGCCAUGGCAGCAGACAUGGCUGUCAAUCCAGAGGAACUGAUGGCGGGCUCGGCCGAAGAAGCAAGAGCGCUGUAUGCCACGGUGCUGGAGCUAACUCAACUCGAAGAUGCAGAUUUGGAUUUGGAAGAGAAGCUUGACAUUCUUGACGAGGUGGAGCAGUGCACUCGCGGAGCUGUUCUAGAGACCCCCUCCCUUUGCAAGAUCUCCAGGUCUAUCGAGGCGUUACUCCGACUUCGCAACGGUUUAGAAGCCGCGAGCAUUCGCGGAGUACACAUCCCGUCGCUGAUGGCGCUGUGUCAAGAAAUUGAGUUGCCAGAUAAACUCUUGGACGCCAUCCUGGAGGCCUUCGAUGAAGAACAAGAGUUGUCCUUGAAGAAGUUUCCAGAACUCGCGGCGCUACGUCAAAGAGUCAAGGAUUUGGAAGAUGCUUGCACUCGCGUCAUGUCCGAGGUGACCACUAGUGGAAAGUGCGCCUUCAUCAUGGAACCUGACACUGUGCUCUGCCGCUGCCAUUUUGGAACAAGUCAGUGUUCUGCAAACUACAAGUCUUUCCCGCUGUGUUCCGUGCCUGAGGCACGCUUCUGUCUUUCCCAGCUUGAGGCGAUGUUGAGCAGUUGUAGCAUGUACAAGUCCCCCGAAUGA
Symbiodinium sp. CCMP2456 is the source of this 1035-nucleotide messenger RNA. The record is from the annotation of a GenBank genome assembly. NCBI's taxonomy places the organism in Eukaryota, Dinophyceae, Suessiales, Symbiodiniaceae.